This is a messenger RNA of Drosophila ananassae, 1833 nucleotides long. RefSeq names its product phospholipase A1 member A. Gene Ontology annotation, molecular function: lipase activity. Gene Ontology annotation, biological process: lipid metabolic process. The transcript has 4 exons. Bases 438 to 1565 code for a protein of 375 amino acids. Lineage: Eukaryota; Metazoa; Arthropoda; Insecta; Diptera; Drosophilidae. The record is from RefSeq and is a predicted model, not a curated record.
CGAACUCGAGAGUCACUUGCUCUCCAGAGCGCAAUCGAAACGCACGGGUCCGCGAAUUUCCAGCCUCCUCAUUGAAAAGCCCGCGCGUGCCCGAAAAAUACAAGAAGUGUGGUAAAAACCGAAUCAAUUUCUGUGUGAGGCAGCCGGAAUUAUGCCUCGCCAACGUCGCCGUCGUCUUGCUCUGCACUGAAAUCGAAAUCGAGUCCAAUGACCAGCUCUCGAGCUGGUGCUUAAGAAAGAGUUUUGCACUUUUAGCCAGCCGUCGCCGGUCAACAAGCAGGCCUUGACCCACAGUCCAAAAAACACAGACUCGAGUGCUCAAAUAUUCCGCAUUCGGGCUGCGUAUAAUUAUACAACAGUUGUAAUUACAGCUUAUAAUUAGCAGUAGUGUAAAUUGGCUUAAGGAAAACCAACCAGCAACCAAACAAAAAAUUACAAUGUGGCUUGAGUGUGUGGAGAAUCAGAAAAGUGCAUUUUUGGGUGUUCGAGCAACUUUUUGCCUGCAGCUACUUUUUGUGGGAAUGACACUCUCCCGCCUGGAAUUCGCCGCUGGCCAAAAUGCCGGAGUUGUGGCGGCUGCGGUAGCGGCUGGCCAAAACCAGACCCAGGUCUAUGUGACAGAAUCUUGCCUGCAGAAGCCCUACCGCUGUCCCCAUCCCAAGAUCCAGUUCUAUCUGUACACCCGACGCACCCAGGAGCAGCCCGAGUUUAUAGAUGUCCUGGACUCGAACGCCCUCUACUACACGCACUUCAAUCCCCGCCACCCCACCAAGAUCAUCAUCCACGGCUUCGGCGGCGGAAGGACUCUCAGUCCGAGUCCGGACCUGCGGGAGGCCUACUUCAGUGUGGGCGAGUACAAUAUCAUCAUCGUGGACUACAGUGACGCCGUGAAGGAGCCCUGCCUCAGCCAGAUGGAAUGGGCCCCGCGGUUCGGCAGCCUGUGCAUUUCCCAGCUGGUCAAGUACCUGGCCCGUCAUCCUCGCGGCGUCCAGCCGGACGACCUCCACUUCAUAGGCUACAGUGUGGGCGCCCAUAUCGCUGGACUGGUGGCCAACUACCUGAAGCCCGAGGAGGGCAAGCUGGGCAGGAUUACUGCCCUGGAUCCCACGAUAUUCUUUUAUGCGGGGGCGAACAACUCCAGGGACUUGGACACCACGGACGCCCAUUUUGUGGAUGUCAUGCACACAGGAGCCGGCAUUCUAGGACAGUGGCAUUCCAGUGGCCAUGCGGAUUUCUACGUCAACGGUGGAACCCGGCAACCCGCUUGUGUGGGCUCCGCCACUCUGUUUCAGACCCUGGCCUGUGAUCACACCAAAGUCACCCCAUAUUUUAUCGAAUCCAUAACCACAACGAGGGGUUUCUAUGCAGGACCUUGCCCCAAUCUCUUCACGUAUCUGAUUGGCUGGUGUGAGCCGAAGGACUCGGAGUACGUGCUAAUGGGCGAGCAUUGCUCUCACAAGGCUCGCGGAAACUACUAUGUGACCACCAAUGCCAAGGCGCCCUUUGCCCGAGGAUUUCCUGGCAAGGGGCGUUCCAAUGGGGAAUACCAGGGAGUCCGAAGAUAAUACUAGGCCGUUUCAUUUCCAAGUGUUUAAAUCGAUUCUGCACCCGCCUGAAUUUCUUACAUCUUUUCCAUCGUAGCACUCAUGUGAUUUUAGCUUGUUUCCUAAUUAAUUGAUACAUGUAUUUAUUUGAUUUUUGUUAUUAGUUCUAACUAUCGGCAUUUUAUGUUGAGAGUUGGGGAUCGGAACGAGUCUCGAUGUUUCGAUCAAAUCUAAUCAUUAAGUUUUAGGCUGAAAAUUGAUAUGAAUAAAAAACGAAAAGAGGAAUUAA